This is a messenger RNA of Amorphotheca resinae ATCC 22711, 2672 nucleotides long. RefSeq lists its product as hypothetical. The coding region runs from base 391 to 2241 and encodes 616 amino acids. The transcript has 6 exons. NCBI's taxonomy places the organism in Eukaryota, Fungi, Ascomycota, Leotiomycetes, Helotiales, Amorphothecaceae. The record is from RefSeq and is a predicted model, not a curated record.
UUCAAAUCCUUGGUCGUUGCGCGCAUUUCUCAUUCAUCCGCACGUCCAAACCCCCCUCAAUGGGGCUGGUGAAUAUCACAUACUCUUCCUAUUGUCCCCUGUUGUGAUUGAUGAGUUCAUCUUCAUAUUGUGUCCAACAAUAACGGGGGGGCUCGGUAGCUCGACACGCUAAAUCCAGUUGACGAAGCGAGCGAUCUAUGAUUUUCUGAAUCGAUUCCUAUCAAUUUCUCUCAUCUCAUCUUCCUCAAGAUCAUCCUACCUCUACCAUCAAGACAUCGCCAUCGAUUAGUGCACCUCGAAGUCCAUAUCUGAUUGCGAUCAUCGCGCCCUUUCCGACGCGUCAACUACCAAUCUCUCGCUCUUCGCCCGCCACCUGUUCGCGACGACACGAUGUCGGAAGAAGCGCCCCCACAAGCAGUUGUUGCAACUCCUACUGCAGACACUGCAGAGACUCAACCAGCGCGCCCAGAUAUGGAAGAAGCUCAGGCCAAGGAUGCGGCAGCGACUAAUGGGGCAGAAAACAAAGAGGUUGCUGAGCCCGCAAAGGAAGUCGCGACGGCUGAGGUGGACGCGCCUGUACCGGAUAGCGAGACCAAGGAGCGCGAAACUACAAACGACAAACAGCCUACGCCAGAAGACGCGCCUGAAGAUAAAGCUGCAACAGCCCAAGCGGAUGUCGAAAUGAAGGAAGACAUAAAGCCAGAUGAUGCAGCUCCAGCUGCUGAUGAUUCUGCAGAUGCUGGAGUUGAUACAGCAGCUUCAGCAGACAAAUCGAAAGCCCGACGCAAAUCAGGCGGUGUCCCGGAACACAAGAACAAGAAGCUCAACAAGAAGGCCUCUAAGGCCAAGAUGACACAUAUUGAUGCUAAGCCAGGCGAUUACUUCUAUGUGAGAUUGAAGGGAUACCCGCCAUGGCCAACAAUUAUCUGUGACGAGUCAAUGCUUCCCAACACCCUCAUCAAAUCACGACCAGUUACCGCUGCGAGACCUGAUGGGACUUAUCGCCCUGGCUACGAAGAUGGUGGCAGUAAGGUCAAGGACCGCACAUUCCCGGUUAUGUAUCUCUAUACCAAUGAAUUUGGCUGGGUUCCUAAUACCGAUCUCGUCGACCUGGACCUCGAUACUGUGGGUAAUGUCGCGCCAAACAUGCGAAAGGAUCUCCAUGCUGCGCAUCUUCUUGCCGCUGAGAAGCACGAUCUGGACUACUUCAAGCAGAUCCUGAAGAAUUUUAUGGAGCAGCGCGCCGCUGAGCUUGAGGCCAAGGAGGCUGCCAAAGCUGCAAAGAAGGCAAGCAAGGCCAAGAGACAAUCGAAGGCCGCUGUUGAUGAGCAGGAGGAUGGAGAUGUUGACAUGGCCGAUGCUCCUGCUGAACCAGAUUCCGAGGAAGCCGAGGCAGAAGCAACCAGCAGUGAGAAACCUAAGAAGGGCAAGAAGCGCAAGGCCGAGGAUGAUGCAGCUACUCCACAACGCGGCGAUUCUGCAAAGAAGCCUAAAACCAUCCUAAAGUUGACAAACAACACCCCAAAGACUACAUCCACCCCAAAGACUCCAAAAGAUCAAUCUGCAGCCAAAUCAUCGAAGCCGAAGGCCAAAAAGGCUCAGAAGCUUCAAGAAGAGGCUGUUGCCCCGAAGGAGCCUGAGCUCACGCCCGAGCAGAAGCGUCUCAAGAAAGAGAAAGAAAUUUUAUUCUUGAGACACAAACUCCAGAAAGGUCUCUUGAUCAGAGGCCAAGAGCCAAAGGAAGAGGAUAUGAAGCAGAUGUCCGAAUUUGUUGGUAAACUCGAAGACUAUGCGGACCUGGAAGUUUCCAUCAUUCGAGCCACAAAGAUUAACAAGGUGCUCAAGGCUAUUCUGAAGCUCAGCAAUAUUCCAAAGGAGGAGGUGUAUAACUUCAAGGGACGUUCACAGACUCUACUUGACAAGUGGAACAAGAUUCUUGCCACAGACCAGGAGAUUCCGGGCGCUGCUGCUCCUCCGACGACAACAAAUGGGGACACUCAAGAAGCUAAGCCAGAGUCAGAAGAUGCUAAAGCCACUCCUGCCCCCUCUGCAGAUGGCACAAAUGGAGCCAAGGAAUCACCCAGCGAGGAUAAGCCUGAAGAGAAAGCUCCGGAGGUUGAGGCACCAGUAGUUACCGAGCCCAAGGAUGCCCCCGAAGUUGAAGAUGCGAGCGCACCACCGGCUGAAGAACCUGCAAAGGAAUCUGUCACAGAGUCAGCCCCGGUCGAGUCCACCGCCUAGUUGGCAUGGUUGAGAUUGAUUGGUGAUGGUUACGACGUACGACCAAGCAUUGCAGCAUUUUACCAUCGAUUAUCGAUGAGCCGAUUAAUUCAUGAACUCUACUUUCCAUUUGCUACCGGCUCCUCGUCGUGGGAUCGCAACCUAUCGUUGCACUCACUGGAGCACAUCGUUCUGCAUCCGCUUUACGAGUUUACUUGGCGAUUUCGCAUGUAACACUACACAAUACCGGAGUUUUACUCUUCUGACUCACGCUGCCUAGGCUCGUCGUGGUCCACGCUGUACAAAUUCCGACUUUCAAAAUUGCAACGUCGAGGGUUUAGGGGGAAGACGGGAGGGGUUCGAGCUUGUUUUCGUGGGCGUUUGCUAUGAGUCUGAUUGGUACUGAUACUUCCUUCUACGCAAAACCAAUAAAAGUCCCGAACAAAUACGUG